Molecule: messenger RNA, 873 nt
Organism: Cucurbitaria berberidis CBS 394.84
Lineage: Eukaryota; Fungi; Ascomycota; Dothideomycetes; Pleosporales; Cucurbitariaceae
Product: RNA polymerase II subunit A C-terminal domain phosphatase SSU72
Exons: 2
Coding region: 1-873 (290 amino acids)
Biological process (GO): termination of RNA polymerase II transcription
Cellular component (GO): nucleus; mRNA cleavage and polyadenylation specificity factor complex
Molecular function (GO): RNA polymerase II CTD heptapeptide repeat phosphatase activity
Source: RefSeq, a predicted model, not a curated record
AUGUCGACCGAUCCCCGCCUACGGGCGCGUCAACAGCAGCUCGCCCCUGCUCCUGCUGCUGCUACGCCUCCUCCACCGCCACCACCGCCAGUCGAAGCUCCAGCUCAAUCUAUGGGCAUGGACGGUGCUACCGACGCCCACGCAGACAGGAACAUGGUGCCUGACGACAAGUUCAAGCUCAAGUUCUGCACCGUGUGUGCCAGCAACCAGAAUCGCUCCAUGGAAGCACACCUCCAGCUUGCCUCUGCCCAUCUCCCCACCAUCUCCUUUGGCACAGGCUCCCUCGUGCGCCUCCCCGGGCCCACCGUCACCCAGCCCAACGUCUACCACUUCAACAGCACCACGUACCGCUCCAUACACGAUGAACUCGCCCAGCAGAAUACUGCCCUCUACACCCACAACGGCCUGCUGAACAUGCUUGGCCGCAACCUCGCCAUCAAAGGCUUCCCAGAGCGCUUCCAAGACUGGGUGCCUGGUAAGCCGCGCCUGGAGCAUGCCGAGGACAAGGGCUGGCAAGGCACUGAAGCUGGUGUUGUCGAUGUCGUCAUUACGUGUGAGGAGCGCUGCUUUGAUGCGGUGCUAGAAGACCUGCACAACAAGGGUGGGAAACUCAAUCGCCCUGUUCAUGUCAUCAAUGUCGACAUCAAGGAUAACCAUGAAGAGGCCCUGGUAGGCGGCAAGGCCAUCCUCGACCUAGCUCUGACUCUGAACCAAGUUGCUGCCGAAGAGAGGGAAGCACAUGGCGAGAGCGGCUGGGAGUCUGGCGGUGGAGCUGCGCGAUCAGGUUUUGAUGAGCGCGUUCCUGAUAUCAUCGCCACGUGGCAGGAGCGGUGGCCGCAAAUGCCUGCGCUGUGGAGUCUGGCAUGGUCCUAG